This is a messenger RNA of Tupaia belangeri chinensis (Chinese tree shrew), 966 nucleotides long. Its product is annotated as olfactory receptor 688. The coding region runs from base 1 to 966 and encodes 321 amino acids. Lineage: Eukaryota; Metazoa; Chordata; Mammalia; Scandentia; Tupaiidae. Gene Ontology annotation, molecular function: G protein-coupled receptor activity; olfactory receptor activity. Gene Ontology annotation, biological process: G protein-coupled receptor signaling pathway. Gene Ontology annotation, cellular component: plasma membrane. The record is from RefSeq and is a predicted model, not a curated record. The transcript has a single exon.
AUGGAAGUCGCCCUGAGUAUAACCAACACCUCAGGGUUUCAGGUGUCUGAGUUCAUCCUGAUGGGGCUCCCAGGCAUUCACAGUUGGCAGCACUGGCUCUCCCUGCCCCUGGCUCUGCUCUACUUUUUUGCACUCACUGCCAACAUCCUCAUCAUGAUCACCAUUCACCAUGAGCCAACCCUGCACCAGCCCAUGUACCAGUUCCUUGCUAUCCUGGCCAUAGUAGACAUUGGUCUGGCCACCACCAUCAUGCCUAAGAUUCUGGCCAUCCUUUGGUUUGAUGCCAAGGCCAUCGGCCUCCACGAGUGUUUUGCUCAAAUCUAUGCCAUCCACUCUUUCAUGUGUAUGGAGUCAGGCAUCUUCCUAUGCAUGGCAAUAGACAGGUAUGUGGCCAUUUGUUACCCCCUCCAGUAUCCCUCUAUAGUCACUGACGCUUUUGUAAUCAAAGUCACAGUGUUCAUGGUUCUUAGGAAUGGCCUCUUGACCAUCCCAGUACCUGUACUGGCUGCCCAAAGACACUACUGCUUCAGGAAUGAGAUUGACCACUGCCUGUGCUCUAACUUAGGGGUCUCCAGUCUGGCCUGUGAUGACAUAACCAUUAACAGGUUUUACCAGCUGGCCUUGGUCUGGGUUGUGGUUGGAAGUGACAUGGGUCUGGUCUUUGCUUCCUAUGCUUUGAUUAUUUAUUCGGUGUCGAGACUGAACUCUGCUGAAGCAACAUCUAAGGCCCUGAGUACCUGCAGCUCCCACCUCAUCCUGAUUCUCUUUUUUUAUACAGCUAUUAUUGUAGUAUCUGUCACACAUCUGGCAGGAAGAAGGGUUCCCCUCAUCCCUGUUCUCCUCAAUGUGCUGCAUAUUGUCAUGCCCCCUGCCCUUAACCCCAUGGUAUAUGCUCUUAGGACCCAGGAUCUGAGAGCAGGCUUCCAGAGAGUGUUUAGCUUGAGUAAAUAUGUGCCCAGGAAAUAA